Racocetra fulgida is the source of this 294-nucleotide messenger RNA. The record is from the annotation of a GenBank genome assembly. Lineage: Eukaryota; Fungi; Glomeromycota; Glomeromycetes; Diversisporales; Gigasporaceae.
AUAAAAGAAUUGAAUUUGGUAGUGCAAUGUCAAUGGCAAAAACUGGAGUUCAAAUUGCUAUAGCAGAAAGUGCAACGUUAGAAUUGAUCGGGCUUCUUACACAAUUUAUUACGAAGUAUCGUCGCAAUACUAGAUUAAAUGAGAUCUAUUAUCCUACAUCACAAACAAAUGGUGAAGCUCAACCUUUAAGUAAUAUUACUAAUCAUAAUCUUCCUAAAGUAACUAAUCCAGAGUAUCAUAAACCAAAAGGCCGUCCUCCAAAGCAUUUGAAAUCAUCAACUAAAGAAAAUAAUG